UCCUGCCCCAAUUUCCGUCGACCCCACGGCCUACCCGGGUAGCCGCCGCUCCUUUAUGUAGUUCGGGGGCACCGAGAUCUGACCUCUUCGGGAUUCCCGCCGGCCUCCUGCUUCCCAGGGCAGCCCGCCCGCCCGGUGGAUCCUGGCACCUUCAGAGGGGUGCGCGGCAGGUCAGGAGCGAUGGGUUGCAGAAAGUGCCUGGUGGUGUUGGGGAGAGAGAGCCAGGACUGCCCGCGUUGAGCCCCGCCGUUCCUGCCGGUGCCUGCGUCUGAUAAGGGUCCGCGUGAGAAGUCAGGGUAGCGUGAGGGUGCGCGGCCGUUUCGUUGUUGGUGCGUGUUUUAUGGGUUUGGAGAUGAGUGGGUAGGUGGGGAGACGUUCCUAUCCGGCAGCUCCUAGUGGGUGGUGUGGAUGCCAGACCUGCCUGCCGCCGAGCUUCCACAGGCCCACGCACCAUCUAGGAUCCCCAGAAGGGCCUCCAUGUGGUAAGUGACAAACGUGCAUACUUCACGGUGGAAAGGGCCACAGCAGCCCUCAUCCCAGACCUCCUUGGCCACGGCGCUGCCCUAGAUGUGCUCUUUCUUCCCUAGACCUCGAGAAGCAGUAGGUACCAAGCCAUUCAGUUCUUAGGGACUUGCGGGGUCCUGUUCUCCAGGUUUCAGGUCUUUGAAUUCCCUGAUAAGAAAGAACCGACCCAAGCCCUAGGCUCACCCAGCCAUUGACCUGGAGGAAGGGCUAGAGCCUGCAUAGUCACUGCUGCCUUGGGACCUUGGCAUUUGGGUUCAGAGGCCUAGGCCGAAGCAUCUGGGGUGAGCCUCUCACCGCUUGCGAUUCUCCUUAACCUCUCUUUCCAUCCAGCGCUCAUACCAGGUGUUUGCCAACAUCUUUUGAGACAGGGUGGUUUCCAACCUGUUCUUUCCGUCCUGGACUGCAUCCUGACGUCCAGCUUUGGCCAUCUAGGGCCACCAGCCCUGUCACCUCCACCCCAGCUCACACAGAAGAAAACAGGUGCCACCCUGGAGUCCAUUGGAUGGAAUGAGUGAGAGGGACAUUUCGGGACUUCUGACAUCAGGCCUGGGGAGCAACGCACCCCUGCGUCCCCCUUCCCCACUUUAAGGAGCAGCCUCUUGGCUCCCUGGCUGGGUGCUGUCCUCCGCACCCCAAAGCCUACUCAGAGAAACAGCCCUAGGACGCCCUGCCUGCCAUCUGGCCAUGCUUUACAACUCCAGCCACAGCAGAGGCGUGGCCUCCGUAGAUAAUGCCCUGAAGGGGCAAGACAGAGACAGGGAAGGAGUAUGGACAAGAGCCGGGGGAGCUCUGGCCCCCAAUACCUCCUUCUCAUUCCCUCCUGAGCCUCCAGGAGCCUCGGGCAGCAUCAUUCCGGUCUAUUGUGCCCUCCUGGCCACUGUGGUCCUUGGUCUCCUUGGCUACGUGGCCUUCAAAUGCUGGCGCUCACAUCAGCAAAGACAGCAGCUGGCCAAAGCCAGGACUGCAGAGCUGGGGGCCCUCAGCAGGGACCAGAGGCUUGGCGACAGCAGCGUCUUCAUGGACUUGCCUAGUGGUCUAGAGUCCUGUGUCUCCAGCCAGGGACCACACACUGACCUCGGCUGCAGACUUUACCUUCACCUCCUGAGACAGCAGCAGGAGGAGGUGGAGCGGCUCCUAGAGGUGUCAGUCGAACCUGACAAGGGCUGGCGGGGCUUAGCAGCUCGCCUUGGGUACCAGGCUAAUGCUGUAGAGACCAUGGCCCUGGGCCAGGUUCCAGCCUAUAACCUGCUGAGGGACUGGGCCACCCAAGAGGGCAACAGGGCUACCCUCAGUGUAUUACAGGAUGCCCUGGCUGCCAUGGGCCGGGAAGAUGUGAUUCAUGUUCUGGGAACCCCCGGGGAGGGCUACUCUGUGGUGUGACAUCUCGCAGCCUGCUCUGUGCUCCCCACCACCCCUGCUUCCCCACACAGCUUCCCCUUCGGGGUUUCUAGCAUUGCAGGCUAUGGGUUGCAUAGUUGGAGGGAGGGGCACGGGACCCAGCAGCAACUCAAGUCUCUUGUGCUUCCCUCCUAGAAAGUGACCAGGAUAGUGGAAAUGGGGGGAGCAGGCCGUGAGGCGGGGGUCCUGCCCUCCCAAUCCCACACCGCCUGCCUCCCCUUAUCUAGGUGCAACUCUUUUUCUACUUUUGUAUCGUAUAUUAAAGGUGUCUUUGGA
Cavia porcellus (domestic guinea pig) is the source of this 2199-nucleotide messenger RNA. Its product is annotated as death domain-containing membrane protein NRADD-like. The record is from RefSeq and is a predicted model, not a curated record. The transcript is spliced from 4 exons. Gene Ontology annotation, cellular component: cell surface; plasma membrane. The coding region runs from base 1210 to 1905 and encodes 231 amino acids. NCBI's taxonomy places the organism in Eukaryota, Metazoa, Chordata, Mammalia, Rodentia, Caviidae. Gene Ontology annotation, molecular function: death receptor activity; nerve growth factor binding; coreceptor activity. Gene Ontology annotation, biological process: Rho protein signal transduction.